AUGAGCAAUAAAGACGGCGAAAGUGAAGGUGAUUUCGAUGAGCAACAAAUUGUGCAGGCAAUAUUAGAAUUAGGAAAUGAAAUUCUAAGAAAUCUAGGAGUUGAGGAAAGGAUCGAUGACCUAGGUGUAUUCUUCGGUGAUGCAUUUUACAUUCAAUUUUUCUAAGCUGCAUUUCCUGAUAUUGAUUUUUCAAACUUGCAGGAGGCAGACACUGAAGAGGGCUAAGCAGAAAAUAUUCAAAAUCUAAUUGAUUUACUUGGAGGCUAAAUUUUAAGAUAUGACCUUAGCCACAUUAGGGGUUCUGAAAUUGUAAAUGGCAACCCUGAGCACUGCAUUAAUCUACUUUAACUAGUACAAGAAAUAUCUGUGAUGCUUGACAAUAGACAAGGCUAGUAAGAUAGUGAUGAAGAAGGAAAUGGGCUAGAAGAUCAAAGUGCUGAAGAAGAGGAUGAUGAGGCUUAAAUAAUUCAUGAAAAGAAAAAAAAGGAAUAGCAGCAGUAGCAACAGCUAUAAGAGUAAUAACAAAGACCUCAGUAGCAAAACCCAAAACCUCAAGAUUCUAAUAAAAAGUCUUAAGAAAAAAGAGGGAGAAGCUAUUCUGAUGACAGAGGAGGCAAAGAUCUAUUUGAUUUAGAAGAUGGAGAUAUUUCAAAUGACUUUAAUGUGAAAAUGGACGAAGAUGAUGAAGAUGAGGAUGAAGAUGUCAAGUAACUACAUAACUAAAUCAGAAAUCCAAAUUAAUAGCAAUAGCAGUAGGAAAAUGAGUUUGAAGAUGAUUAUUAAGAUGACGAUGAUGAUGAAGAAAUUGAUGAAAAUGAUUUAAAGAUGUACGAGUAAUUCCUAGCCCAAAAUAAGUAAGAGUAGCAAUAACUUGCAAUGAUGGGAUAAUAGGAAGAUCUAUAAAACUAAGAUUCUCAGUUCGAAGAUGAUGAUGAUGAGGAAAACGCUCAAGAGCAAUAGAAGUAAUAGCAACGAUAAUAAUAAUAGUAAUUAGAAGUCGAUGACGAAGAUGAUGAUGACCAAGAAAUUGAUCUUGAUAAUAUUGAUUAUGAUCAGAUUGAUCCAUAAAUUUUAGAGCUUGCAGAAAAAAUGUAGGUUCAUCCUAAAGAAAUUCUCAAGCAAAUGCUCCAACUUUAAAAUGAAGGUUAUGGUGACGAAGACGAAGAAGAUGAAGAAGAAAUGGAUGAAGAUGCGCUUAGAGAGCAGCUUAACUUAGCUUAGUAAAAAGAACUUAGUUCUAAACAAAAGUAGGCAGAUUAGCAAAAGCAAGUAUAAUAGCAGCAGUAAUAGUAAUAGCAAUAGAAUUAGCAACCUAAAAAACAGCAGCAGCAAGUUUAAAGGAAGCCAUUACCUCAUGAAUUAAUUCAAGUAGAUAGCGAUCAAGAAUCCUACUAUUCAGAGAAUGAGCUUAUUACUAGAGAUAAAUUAGCUAAUAGAUAAACUUAUUCUGCUCCUUACAUUAUUCUAAAUGAUUGCUUUGAUGAGCCAUUGUGUGACUCAGAAUCUGAAAAGGAACUAGAGAGUGCAAACACCACUGGAUACCUAAAAAAUAUUGAAUAUUAAGAAUAGCUAGCAGAGUAAAUGGCAAACGAAGAGGUCGACCCAAAAACUGCUUAAUUACUUAAACAGUAACAAGAGCAAUAAGAAAUGAUUCGGCAGUAAUAAAUGAUGCAAUAGCAAUAACAAUAACAGCAAUACUAAUAACAGCAGCAACAACAAAAAUAAAAUUCUAGAAUAAAUGAAUCAAACUAAAGUAAUCAAAACAAGAAUAAGCAGAUAAGUUCCUCGGACUAAAAGAAAUAGUAAGCUAGAUAGCAGCAGAUCUUUAAUGAUGAGGAUGAUGAUGAUGAGGAACUUGACAUUGAUGUUGGAUAAAAACUAUAACAAUUGAAAAACUAGCAAAAUGAUGAAGAAGAUGAUAAUUAGGAGGGAGAAGGUGAAUAUGACGAAGAUAUGCUAGUUGACUUGGACUAAUUAGAUGACACCAAUAAAUAGAUGCUGUUGGAGUAUCUUUAGUAGGAAUAUGAGAAAAAUCCAGAUUAAUUCCCUUUCCCAAAAGAGCUACUUGAACAAUAAUAAUAGAACUUCAAGAAAUAAUAAGAAUCAUAAAAAAGACAAGAUACUGAAUCGGUAAGAGAUAUCAAAAGUGAUGAAAUGAUAGUUGAGGAAAAUUCUCAGCAAUAAAAUAAUAUAGUAGGUGGAGAGCAAGAAAUUGAGCAGCAAGAUGAUUAUGAUGAAGACGAAGAAAUAUCACCUGAAUAGUAAUAGUAAUUUUAGUAAAUGCAAAUGCUAAUGCAACAGUAGCAGUAAUACUAAAACUAAAACUAGCAAGACGAAGACUACGGAGAAGAAUAAGAUGAUAACUAGCUUGAUGAAAUCUAAUAGCAGAUGCUCUUACAAUAUCAAUAGCAGUAAAUGAUGUAAUAAUAGCAACAAUAACAGCAGAAAGCUGCAAAUAAAAAACCAAAAGCAGUUAAAAAAGGAUUGAGACCAAAGAGUGCUGGAGUUAAAAAGAAGACUCAGUAACCAUAAAUGAUUCCACCUGCAUAACUUUAGGCCAAUCAAUUACCCUACGAUCAACAGCAAUAGCUAAUUGAGUAUCUAAGAUAAAAUGGCAUCGAUGCUGAAAACAAUGAUCCAAAUCUAGAAUAUAUUUAACAGAUGAUUCUCGCUCAGUAACAAUAAGAAAUGGAAUCUAUUUCCUAAUCAAAAUCUACAAGACCCAGGACUGCUGCUAAAAGGAAUACUUCUUUAAAUAAGAAAAAACCAUAACUAACUUCUGGGAAAAACAUGAAGAAACUUAUGCCCUAUUAAAUGCCCAAAUCAAUCAGAGGACUUGGGCCUAUCACGCCAAGCACUCAAUACAAGUCAUUUAAUACAAACAGGAGUUACAAUUAAACUUUCAGCAAAAAAAAGAGGCCUAAGAGCUCUGGAAAGAAAUAAGCAUUAUCAGUAAACCCUAGUUAAAAUCAAUAUCAGGUACCUUAGGAGUAAUUCAAUGCAUAACCAUUCUAGCAAUAUGAAAUGCCUGUCUAUAAUGAAGAAUACCUAAACCAGUUAUCUGAAGAGCAAUUACAAGAAUUGUUGGAACAGCAAAAGCAAAUGAUGAUGCUAAACUAGUAAUAGGCAAAUUAAAUAAAUACUCAAAUGAAAAAGUCCCUGAGACCAAAAUCUGCAAAGACUACAAAGAGUCUGAAGCAAAAAAUACCGCAAACUUACGCAACAUACAACUAACCAUUCCUUAAUUUAAAGAAGAAAAAUACUUUAGGAAAAGGAAAAAAGAAGAAGAAGAAGAGAAUUACUAUUUAAUAAUAGUUUGAUCAUUAAGGAGUUCUAAUGAAUAAUUACUUCCCAGCUUUAGAGUCUGGAAACUAGCUUAUCGCUAAUAGCCAACUCACAGAGGAGGGAACGAUCUCUAAAGAUUCAAAAUAUCCUAAAUUUUCUAAUGAAUUAGCCAAUAAUCCUAAUAUUUUGGCAGCAGGGCCAAUCCAAUAAGAUCAAAUUGAUGAAGUUUCACCAGAACAAGAAGAAGGUGAAAGCCAAGAAAUCAUAUAAAGACAUCCUAAUUUCUAUCCUCAAAAGUAGUAGCUUUAAUAAUAGUUCAACUAAGUGGCUUAGGACUAGGAUGGAGAAUAUGAUGACGAUUAAUAGCAUGAUUAAGAUCAGGACAUUGAGCAAGAUCAUUUAGACUAAGACUAAUAAGAUCCGACUGGCGAAUAGGAUGAUACUGAUAAUUAAUAAUAAGAAAUUGAACUCACAGAUGAAUAAUUGAUCUAGCUAAUUCAAAAUGCUCAUAAUUUAUCCCCAGAGCAGCAACUUCAACUUCAAUAGAUACUGCAGCAUAAAAUGAAAAAUGAAAUUAUGAAUGAAAGGGCACAGUCCUAUCAAAAUAUCUAUCAAAUUCUAAUGGAUAAUGUUAGAAAAGCAAAGGAUAGACUUGCCCACUUAGCUCAUCCUCACGGCUCUAUUGAUGAUGUUGAAGAAACAGAUAGAAGAAUCCUUAAAUAAAAGUAGGAAUUUGAAGCAUUAUAUAGAUAGUACCACAUGGAGAUGAAAUAAAAGGAGAUGAGAAAGAAAUAAGAUGAAUCAAAAUCUUAGAAAAAAAUCUAGAGAGAGGUUAAAAUACAAACUAUCAAAGAAAAGAAGUUCUAGGACGAGUUGCUAAACCAUUAAAAGAGCUUAAACUACAAGAGAAAUGCCCAGCAAGUCAGACUGUGCCAAAAGGUCUACAAAUUAGCUUCAGAACUUGAGAAGAAUAAGCUACUUGCUGAGAAGAAAGACUUCAAGGAAAACAUCUAGAAGAAAAAACAGCAAAGCAAGCUGAUGGUAGAUGCAUUAGAGAAUUUUUAUAAAAAUAUGAUCACAAUGCUUAAGGAAAAGAUAGAAAAUGAGAAAUUCGAAAGAAGAAUAGCUUCAUAAGCAUAAUAAUAGGUAAUUUAAUUAUAUUUUUAUAAUUUCUAGGCUAUGUCAAGGAUGAAGAGAGAACUUAAUCAUCAGAAGAAGCAAGAGGUCGAGAGAUACUUGCAGCUUCUGAAGCAGGAAGAUGAGAGAUAUGACUUUGAAAGUACUAAUCUCCAGAAGAUGGAGCAGGAAAUAAUUAAGUUGUAUCAGAAGUGA
Messenger RNA from Stylonychia lemnae, 4617 nucleotides. The record is from the annotation of a GenBank genome assembly. NCBI's taxonomy places the organism in Eukaryota, Ciliophora, Spirotrichea, Sporadotrichida, Oxytrichidae.